ACAUUUUGGCGCGCAGCUGUCAUUCACUAGUUGUAAAAGUUGUAUUGGUGAAGCCGAAUUGGGGAUUUGUAGGAAGAAGAUUUCGUUCACUGGUUUAUUAUGUUUUAAAUAUUAAAUACGUAUUAGUUUUUAGCUGUCACUUAUAACUUCUGGUGUUGUGAAGAGUAAAGAAUCAUGCCUGUUCCUGUUGAGGAUAUCAAAACACAGUUGCUCGCCCUGAGACGAGACCUGGACGACGGGCUGCUCACGAAGAAAGGCUUCGGAGCGAAGAGCUGGAAAAUCCUCCAACCCCACGUGCCAUGCUCGCUGAAGAGCAAACUGCAGGCCCUCAACUCCAAACUGGAGACGCUAGAUUUGCCAGAAGAGGACUAUCACGAGCAGGUGGUCGGCCUGUUGGAGGACGCGGGCUCGAGCCACGACUGCGACGACGGGAGCGGAGCGGAGGAGGUAGAGGCCCGGGUCUCCGCCCCCCGGACGGAGGGCAGCGCCGGGGGCGACGUCCCAGGGCCCUCGGCCGGUCCCGCGGAGCCGGAGGAGCCCUCGUGUUCGGGAGCGACUGAAACGAAAGAGAGGAAGACAUCCGGCCAGAAGACCAUGGACAUGUUCCUGAAGCUGCAGGCGAGGAACGGCGUCGAGAAGCGAGAAGAGGAGAAGGCGACCGCGGCGGCUGUCCAGGACCCGAAGCAGGAGAACGGGGACGCCCGCCCGCCCCAGAAGAAGCGGAGGAAGCUGGCGGCGGGGGAGCCCGAGGAGGGGGGGACCGCCGGCGGGGAGGGGGAGGAGGAGGAGGAAGGGGGGGCGAAGCCCCGCCCAUCGCACCACCCGCGCUGCCACGCGUGCCGGCAGCUGCUGGAGGGGCCGGAGCUGCGCGUGUACCAGGGACACCCCAACGACGCGGUGGAGGAGUACGUGGCCCUCACGGACCCCCGGCUGUCGCUCUUCACCGGCGACGAGGAGACGGUCCACGAGUACGACGCCCACCCGCAGAACAAGAUCACCUGGUUCAGUGUUUAUGACAAAGAAGGCCAUCUGUGUCCUUUCGACAACAACCUCAUCGAAAAAAAUGUUUUGCUGUACUUCUCCGGGUACGUGAAGGCCAUCUACGAAGAAAGCCCCGGGGUCGAAGGCGGCAUCCCCACGAAGGACCUGGGCCCGAUCAACGAGUGGUGGGUGUCGGGCUACGACGGGGGCGAGCGGGCAAUCGUGGGGUUCGCCACGGGGUACGGGGAGUACGUGCUGAUGGAGCCCAGCGACGAGUACGCCCCCUUCAUGGCCGCCGUCCAGGAGAAGAUCUUCGUCAGCAAGGUCGUCAUCGAGGUGCUGUCGGACGACAUAUCCACCACCUACGAGGACCUCCUGCAGAGACUGGAAAUGUUCGUGCCGCCCGCCGGCGUGGCGACCCUGACGGAGGAGACGCUGCUGCGCCACGCCCAGUUCGUGUGCAGCCAGGUGAACAGCUUCGACGGCAGCGCGGGCGACGAGGACGACCUGCUCAUCGCGUCCCCCUGCAUGCGCACCCUGCUCAAGCUGUCGGGGGCCGCGCCCUCCAAGCGGCUGGCUCUGAGGAGAAUGGUGGUGAAAGACUGCAAGCUGCAGAAGUCUGCGCGAUGGAUGAAGGCUACGACCACCCCGCUCGUCCAGAACGUGUUCGAGUCGUUCUUCCGAGACCAGCUGGACAAGGAGAGCAAAGAGGACACGGGUCCGCGCCGCAAGAGGUGUGGCGUGUGCGAGACGUGCCAGCAGCCUGACUGCGGGGCGUGCUCCGCCUGCAAGGACAUGCUCAAGUUCGGCGGCUCGGGGAAGAGCAAGCAGGCGUGCGUCAAGAGGAGGUGCCCCAACAUGGCCAUCGAGGCGGCGGACGAGUCGGAGCCCGAGGACGACGUGGACGACCUCGCGGCGCCGGGGGGCGAGGCCCCGGAGGAGGCGGCGGACAGCAAGCCCGCGAGGGAGAUCCGCGACACCAAGCGGAAGGUCGAGUGGCUGGGGGAGCCCGUUGUGGCGGAGACGGCCCGCAAGUACUACAGCGCGGCGCUCGUGGGCGAGCUGGAGGUCCGGCGGGACGACUGCGUGCUGGUGGAGUCCAAAGUGGCCAACGCGCCCCUGUUCGUCGCGCACGUCAUGUACAUGUACCAGAACAUGUUCGGGGAGAAGAAGUUCCACUGCCGGUGGUUCAGCCGGGGGACAGACACGGUCCUGGGGGAGACGGCCGACCCCGCGGAGCUGUUCUGGCUGGACGAGUGCGAGGACUGCUCGCUGUCCGUGAUCUCGCGCACGGCCGUCGUGGAGUACCGCCCCGUCCCGGAGCGCUGGGCCGCGCAGGGCGGGGAGGCGGCCGUGCCAGAGACGGAGCGUGUCGAUGACGGCAGGACCUUCUUCUGCAAGAAGCGGUACGAUUCUGUUCAAGCAAGAUUUUUAGAUCUUCACUCAAGCAUGCAGUGUGCUGACGAGAAGAGAAAACACAGGUACUGCAACGCCUGUGAUUACCUUCAUCACCAGAAGUACGCCCACUUGAUACCGAAUCUCGAAGAGAGGCUGGAAACUCCAGGGCCCAAUGGGGAGGUGCACUACGGCCUGAUCAGGUGGAAGAAGAUGAAGUUCCGUCCGGGCAGCUGCGUGUACGUGCUGCCUGGGGUCUUCAGGCUGAAGAACAACGUGAACAGUGCGAAGAGGCCCGCUCAGGACGACAAGAAACAAGUGGACGAAGAUAUGUACCCUGAAGUAUACCGGAAGUCAUCGGACCGCAUCAAAGGCUCGAAUGUAGACACGCCAGAACCUUUCUGCAUAGGCUACAUCAGCACCAUGUACACGCUGAGCGACGAGUCCCUCGUCCCGGUGCAGAAGGUGUACCUGAAGGUGAACAAGAUGUACCGGCCGGAGAACACCUGCAAGGGCGCGUCGUUCUGCCAGCAGGCCGACCUCAACCUGCUAUUCUGGAGCGACGAAGAGAUGGUGGUGAGCCUGGACAAGGUGGUGGGCCGGUGCCACCUGGUGUACCUGGACAACCUGUCGCUGCCCGUGGGCGAGUGGUCGCAGAAGGGGCCCGACAGGUUCUACUUCUCGGAGGCCUACAACGCCGCCAAGAAGAGCUUCCAGGAGCCCCCUCCGCGGGCCACCAACAUCGGCCUGACCCUGGAAAGCAAAGGUAAAGGCAAAGGAAAAGGAAAAGGCAAGCUGCGAGAGAAAGAGAGGAAAGUUGACAUAGAAGUACCCGAUUGGCCGAUACCGAAGAAGCUGAGGUGUCUGGACGUUUUCGCGGGCUGCGGAGGUCUGUCGGAGGGCCUGCACCAGAGCGGCGUCGCGGAGACGCUGUGGGCCAUCGAGAAGGAGGAGCCGGCGGCUCACGCGUUCCGCCUCAACAACCCGGGCUGCGAGGUCUUCACUGACGACUGCAACGUCCUGCUGAAGCUGGUCAUGGCGGGGGAGACGAGCAACGAGCGGGGCCAGAAGCUGCCGCAGAAGGGCCAGGUGGAGCUGCUGUGCGGCGGCCCGCCCUGCCAGGGGUUCAGCGGGAUGAACCGCUUCAACUCCCGCCAGUACUCCCUGUUCAAGAACUCGCUGAUCGUGUCGUACCUGUCGUACUGCGACUACUACCGGCCCAGGUUCUUCAUCCUGGAGAACGUGCGGAACUUUGUGUCGUUCAAGCGCAGCAUGGUGCUGAAGCUGACCCUGCGCUGCCUGGUGAAGAUGGGCUAUCAGUGCACGUUCGGCGUGCUGCAGGCGGGCAGCUACGGCGUGCCCCAGACACGGCGCCGGGCCAUAAUCCUCGCCGCAGCCCCUGGUGAGCAGCUGCCCAACUACCCUGAGCCCCUGCACGUGUUCAGUCCGCGAGCGUGCCAGCUGACCGUCAUGGUGGAUGACAAGAAGUACGUGACGAACUGCAAGUGGGUCUCGAACGCGCCGCUCCGGACCAUCACGGUGCGAGACGCCAUGUCCGACCUCCCCGAGAUACGCAACGGCCAUCGCAAGGAAGAGAUGCUCUACGGUGGAGACCCCCUGGCCCACUUCCAGAGGAAGCUGAGGGGCCCCCAGGAGCAGCCCGUGCUGCGCGACCACAUCUGCAAGGAGAUGGCCCCCCUGGUGGAGGCCCGCAUGGCCCACGUGCCCACGGCGUCCGGCUCCGACUGGCGCGACCUGCCCAACGCCGUGGUCCGCCUCUCCGACGGCUCGCUCACCAGCAAGCUGAUGUACACCUACCACGACAAGAAGAACGGCCGGUCACGCACGGGCGCCCUGCGCGGGGUGUGCGCGUGCGCGGCGGGCCGGGCCUGCAACCCGGCCGACAAGCAGAACAGCACGCUGAUCCCCUGGUGCCUGCCCCACACGGGCAACCGCCACAACCACUGGGCGGGGCUGUACGGCCGGCUCGAGUGGGACGGCUUCUUCAGCACCACGGUGACCAACCCGGAGCCCAUGGGCAAGCAGGGCCGCGUGCUGCACCCCGAGCAGACGCGCGUCGUCAGCGUGCGGGAGUGCGCGCGCUCCCAGGGCUUCCCCGACGCCUACCGCUUCUUCGGCUCCGUCCUCGACAAGCACCGCCAGAUUGGCAAUGCGGUCCCACCGCCCAUGGGUGCUGCGAUAGGAUACGAGAUUCUAAAAUGUGUCAGCGCUGUCGAAGAGGAAGAGAAAUGACAGUGCUGGUGGCAGUUACUUGGGAGUACACUACAACGAGAGUUUACUGUAACAGCACUGAUUGUCCAAAACUGUCGGCACCCACUCGCCCAAGACUUUUGUUGGGUUGUUAACGACUUCGCAGAAGAUCAACUUUGAUUGUACUAUUUUUAUAAGUGAAAAUGGUGAUGUUUGUAUAUUAUGUUGUAAUAAUGGAGGUGUUAUUUUUAAAUGUUUGUCAGUUGUGUAGUGUUUGUGAUUCAAUAAAAUUUUGUCAGUACACCAAAUCACACCAAAAUUCAAGUUAAUACACCACAAAGCACAGAAAUACAAUUUAAAACUUGAAAAUAAUCAGUGUUUCUAAUCAAAACUUACCUCUCAUAACAAAUAUUGAAUAUGUAAUCUUUUAAAUAUUAUAUUCAAUGAAAGUAAUUUAUAUAGCAUGACGUUUGUGCCACAUUUUAUGCAAAAAAAAUUUGGAAAAAGUUUUCUUAUCGUGCAAAUUUUAUUAGUUACUCAUUAUUACAUUACGCCAUUCUACUUUUUCAAAGCCAAAAAUACUUAACAGAUUUUAUUUGUUCCGAAAAGUUUGACUUUCUUAUUACAAAUCAUUAUAUUGUAGAAGUGCAUUAUGUAUCAGUAAAAAUCACACUAUUUUGGAGAAAUUAGUAUUGUAGAACGUUAAAGUGCCAUAUUUAUUUUAAUAAAAAGAUUUCGUAAAAGAUAAAAACCUGUAACACCCAAAUCUCUUGUUUUAAAAAUGUAACUGGGCUGGAAAAAAACAUAAAUUCUCGCUUAAUUUGAUAACUAGAAUGACAAUAUUCUCAGGGCUACUUGCAGUUAUCAGUAAAAUCCAAGGGAAACUUUUGCAGGCUAAUCAAAUGAAGGAACACUUUCAGAAAAAUUAUGUUGUUUUUUUUUAAUUUUUGUAACAGCAGUUUUUUUUAAUAGUUUUUCCACAAAAGUAGUGGUAAAAUUUAUAUGCUGCAUUUUUAUUAUAAAAUAAUUUAAAUAGAUUGGUCUCAAACAUAUUCAUAUUCAUUGGUUUAAAAUACUGUGUGUUUUGUGUAUUGAAUGUUAGAAUAUUAAUUUUGCUUCAAAUGUCUUCCAUAGUUGUAACAACCUCAGAGUAAUUACAGACUGUACUUUAUGUGCCAACGUCCAUCAAUUUCACUGCCCAAGUUAAAUUAUUUUGAAGGUGUAUAUAAAACUGAUGAUGUAGGUUUGAAAAAUAAUUGUUUUAGAUGAUGAGAAUAUGCCUGUAUCCUUCUAUCUUUUUUGAGUAUUCCUUUUUUUUCAAUCAGUGAAAAUAUGCUUUUGAAAUUUAAUAAUAAUUCCAAUAAUUAUAAUUUUAAAUGUAUAUUACUAUAUAUAUAUUUUUUUUUAUUUUAAUAUUUUUAUUGUAGAACCUGUACUUAGUUUGUGUGUGUAUAAAUUUUUUUUUAAUAUGCCUGAAUGUGUAUUUGUUU
Messenger RNA from Bacillus rossius redtenbacheri, 6077 nucleotides. RefSeq names its product DNA (cytosine-5)-methyltransferase PliMCI-like. The transcript has 27 exons. The coding region runs from base 175 to 4629 and encodes 1484 amino acids. NCBI's taxonomy places the organism in Eukaryota, Metazoa, Arthropoda, Insecta, Phasmatodea, Bacillidae. Gene Ontology annotation, cellular component: nucleus. Gene Ontology annotation, molecular function: DNA (cytosine-5-)-methyltransferase activity; chromatin binding; zinc ion binding. Gene Ontology annotation, biological process: negative regulation of gene expression via chromosomal CpG island methylation. The record is from RefSeq and is a predicted model, not a curated record.